Molecule: messenger RNA, 3847 nt
Organism: Ictalurus punctatus (channel catfish)
Lineage: Eukaryota; Metazoa; Chordata; Actinopteri; Siluriformes; Ictaluridae
Gene: rorc
Product: RAR-related orphan receptor C
Exons: 15
Coding region: 126-2291 (721 amino acids)
Biological process (GO): regulation of transcription by RNA polymerase II
Cellular component (GO): nucleus
Molecular function (GO): zinc ion binding; RNA polymerase II cis-regulatory region sequence-specific DNA binding; nuclear receptor activity
Source: RefSeq, a predicted model, not a curated record
CAGUGUGCAUAAUCUAUCAGCCGACUCAUUCAUGUUAGUUAGUAGUUCACGAGCUAGACCAGUUACGUCAUGUUUUGAAUAAGCAGAUAGCAUGUUCAGCGUAUUAACACUGAUAUCAGUUCAUUAUGAUACUACGCUGUUUACACGCCGUGAGGAGGUUUAUUCCUCAUUAUCCUACACUGUGUCAGGAUGCUGUCUCUAGGCGGUCUCUAGUUACAAUCCCGGAGCUUUGGUACUCAGCACGCGUAAGCGCGCGAGGCCUGUCGAAGAUGUCGCUAUGGCCCUUCAGUGUGAGCCCAUGGGACUUCAGCCAGCCCAAUGCAUCCUGGAAUGCAGAGAUGCAGGACGUUUAUGAUCGUUAUAAUGCACUGUGUGAGGUUAAUGUUGAAGAAACCGAGAAGAGGCCUUGGCGCAAGCUUCCCAGUUACAACCGCUCUCUCAAAUAUGUUACAGGAGGAGUAUACUUGAGUAAAAUAAUCCAGUCUAAAGCUAGACUCUUCACAAGGAACAUAAAAGAGCAUGGGGCAGCGUUCGAGUAUGUGGUUUUUAUGAACAAGCAGGAGAAGAGAUGUGUGUGUGUGUUCCAGGCUGGGCAUCUACUGGAGGGACCUCCUGGACAUGUGCAUGGUGGAGCAAUCGCUACCAUGAUCGAUACGGUGACAGGUACUCUCGCUGGUUACCUGGUUGGGCCUGUUAUGACUGCCAACCUCAAUAUCAACUAUCGCAGUCCGGUACCACUGGGUAGUGUAGUUGUGCUUCACAGUGCUCUGGAUCGGAUUGAGGGCAAAAAAAUCUUUGUAACCUGUAGAAUGACCAGCACUGAUGAAUCCAAAUUACACACAGAGGCUACAGCUCAUAUUGAGGUCAUUCCCUGUAAGAUCUGCGGAGACAAGUCAUCAGGUGUGCACUAUGGAGUCAUCACCUGUGAGGGCUGCAAGGGCUUUUUUCGAAGGAGCCAGUCAUCCAGUGUGCAAUAUUCUUGCUCUAGGCAGAGUAACUGCCUCAUUGACCGCGCCAGCAGGAACCGCUGCCAGAGCUGCCGCCUCAAGAAAUGUGUUGCCCAGGGAAUGAGCCGAGAUGCGGUGAAGUUCGGCCGCAUGUCUAAACGUCAGAGAGAUUCUCUUUUUGCUGAGGUGGAAAGGCAUCAGCAGCAACAGCAACAACAGCAGUGUCUCCAGGCCAGUCAAACUGAGCCCGAGCCUCUACCAGCCUACAGGCCCAGCAAAGAGCCCCGAGGUCGCUCAACACAUUUAAUCCAGCCCUUGGUUCCCACCUUCCCCUACACCCUGGACUCAGAUCUCAACUGCUCUUCAGAGGUACAUCCGUAUCAGGGCAGUGCCACAGGCGAGGCCCAGGCUGCAGCUUUGGCCUACAGAAGUUCUCAAAGGGGUGGAGAGAGCAGCAGCUUUUCAACACUGAGAGGCUUUGACUCCAGAAGAUCUACACCCGAGGCGAUCCUGAGCAUUCCAGGAAAUGAAAUGGGAUUACGAGCUUUUGACACUGAAGGCUUGUUCUGCCCCUACCCUACGUCAACGCACAUAGAGGAGCUGUGUGCAAGCAUUUUCCGUUCUCACAGGGAGACGAGUCAGUAUCGUGCAGAGGAGCUGCAGGCUCUUAGAUGGAAGAUCUUCGGCAGGGAGGAGGUUCAUGCCUACCAAAACAAAUCUAUGGAUGAGAUGUGGCAGCACUGCGCGGUUCGUCUGACAGAUGCGGUACAGUACGUGGUGGAAUUUGCAAAGCGCAUUCCAGGCUUCCGUCAGCUUGGUCAGAAUGAUCAAAUUGCCCUUCUCAAGAGUGGUUCGAUGGAAGUAGUUCUGGUCCGCAUGAGUCGGAUAUUUAAUACUGAGAACAGCACAGUGUUCUUUGAUGGCAAAUUUGCUGGACCUGAGCUUUUCAAGUCUCUUGCAUGUGGUGAUUUCAUUGCAUCAGUAUUUGACUUUGCCCACAGUCUUUGUGCUCUGAGGCUGACAGAGCAGCAGGUGGCGUUGUUCAGUGCUCUUGUGCUCAUAAAUGCAGAUCGUCCAUGUCUGGAGGACAGAGACAGAGUGCUGAGAGUGAGAAAAGAUGUGGAAUUGGCCCUCAGUCACAUCCUGCACAGAGACAACCAAGAAAGUUUACUGCACAAGCUAUACCAGAAGAUGACAUUGUUGAAAAGCCUGUGUACUCUGCAUAUGGAGAAGCUGCGCUGGUUCAGGCAGUAUUACCCACUGACUGUGCACUCUCUCUUCCCUCCACUUUACAAGGAGCUGUUCGUCUCAGACACUGAUAUGCACACAAUGGUUACGCUCUGAACUCAUCCACUCAGUCGCACAGUACACAGAGUACACAGUAACAGCAUGUGUUAAUAAAUAUACACUUAUUUCUGAAGGAGACAACUAUAUAAAAACUGAUGUAUUUUUGUGCAAAUGCUCUUUUAUAAUGUGAAGCACAAUGGUUCUACAAAUAAUAAACUCCUUAGUUGUGACAGUAUUUUUGAUAGUCUGAACUUUUCAGCUGUAUAAAGGUAGCAUUUUAUAGUUAACAAAUUGUUUUUGGUAACAAAUAGCCUUGUGUGUGUAAAUGUGAUUCCAAUCAUUUUUUUUCCCCUGAUGCUGGUGUGUAAAAGCCUGUUGCCUCUAUUCACUGGUAAGCCAUUUGAAGAAUCAGGGACUGAUUCUUUAGGGACUGGAGCACUGCACUGGAACUGAAUGCUUUGCUUCAAUGAUUCAAUUCAACACCAUGUCAUGUUCCCAAAAUUGACAUGCUUGGCUUUCCUCUGUCACAUAUUGUUGCUUGUCUUAUUUGCACAUAGAAAUAAUAUACUAACUCAAGUAAAGGCAAAGACUGUCUCAAAAACAACCAUCUCUGAUAAUGAUUGCUAAAUGUCCUAUAUUGAUACAAUGAUAGUAGCGAGAUUGUGUUAAAGUAUCUCAAAACAAGACUUAAAAAGACUACUUUUGAAGGAUAGUAAAGGAUUAGAGUAGUUAUCGAAGGCCAUUUACACAUUAACACAAAUAAUAACUGGCUAUACACUGCAUUAAUUAAAAUGUUUUGUUUAAGAGUAAAUUUGACAUAUCCAGACCUUUUCCUUUGAACCCUUUCUUGUAAGUUAAGUAUGUACACCUACUGUAUAAUCCUUUUCAUUUAUUCUCUGGUUUGAACAUAUCUGCAUAUAUGAUUUCAAAGGAGCAAUUGUUUGUCUGUUUGUUUGUUUGUUUUUUCUCACAAUUUGGUUCCUUGCUAAUCCCUUUUCAGUCAAAGGUUACUCAUUAUAAACUACAUCACCUAAGAAUUGUUUCCACCAUGUAUUUUACAUCUAUUUCAGUCUUGGCUUCAAGACGGCUACAAUUAUUGUUGGGGUGCUGAAUCAUUUCAUGUUACGUGUGAGGUUUUUAACAGUUAGUUUCAAGGGUGUAAUUGUAGCUGAAGUCCAUAGUCAUGUUAGGAUCUUGCAGGAUUCACAACUGGUGUUUAAAUAUGUUAUCACAGGUUGCAAAGAUGUAAGAGUUUGAUUAGAAUAGUAGCACUGAUAAGAAUGAAGCGUGAUGGUAUACAGCCUACUGUAUGGCAGCUAAGCCCACAUUAGCAUUUAAGUUUUACUUUUUUGAAUCAGUGUGAUACAUGUGUAUAUAAAGAAGUCCUGGUCUCUUGCCAUUUGAGUACUUGUUUAUUGUUGUCAUUCAUUUCAGAAUUGUUGCUGAUAUACCAUAUUUCCUUUUCUGCCUUUGGUUCAUUGGCUCAUUUAUGUUUUUUUUUUAAUCUAUUUUUCUUUUUAACUUGUAUUAUGCUAAGAGAAAAAGGCAUUAAAUAAACACAUAAAAAGAAAUGUUAGAUUUUUUUCACCAAAUAAAAUGUAUUAUUAUUAUUA